Molecule: messenger RNA, 3449 nt
Organism: Toxoplasma gondii ME49
Lineage: Eukaryota; Apicomplexa; Conoidasida; Eucoccidiorida; Sarcocystidae
Product: IWS1 transcription factor, putative
Exons: 9
Coding region: 792-2222 (476 amino acids)
Biological process (GO): poly(A)+ mRNA export from nucleus
Cellular component (GO): nucleus
Source: RefSeq, a predicted model, not a curated record
GCUGUCCUUAACCAAGAACUCUCACCUGUCCUUCACCGCCGCUGUAACUGUCACUCUUUUUUUCGUCUCUCGGUUUUCCAACGCCAGUCAUCGGUCUGUAUGGCCGUGCAUUCGAUCCGUUUGUCUCCGGGCAAGGAUCGCUUUUCCCUCUGUCGGGCAUUCGGAUUCGGAGGACGAAGUUCUUUGAGUUUUUUCUCGAAAGUGUCUGGCUCCUGAUUUCCAAACGAAAAAGUAUCCCUCUGGGGGUUCUUUGGGAAAGACGCUGCGCGGCUUCAGAGACACCCAAUUUCUCGUCUUGCCUGUCUCACCAAUUUUUGUCACGGCGUAUUGUUCCAGAUCCGCUAUGUUGUCGUCUCUAAGCUACCCCCAAAACUCUUUCACUGCCUCUUCACCAGCGUUCUGGCGAAAAGAUCCCGAGAAGCUGUAAACCACAACCGAGCGGGAGGAGGACAGUUGUGUCGGAUGUAUAUUAUCCACUUUUCAAUUCAAUCGUCUCGUCCUACAUCUCUCACGUACAUUGAUACGCUAAAGUACACCUCUGCCUGGCUGCGCAUCUGCAGACGUAUAAACAGACAGAUGCGCAGCUAACUCUGUCUCUCUCUCUCUCCCUAUAUAUAUAUAUAUAUAUAUAUGUAGGUAUGUGAAUGCGCACGUGUUUUCUUCUACUUUCCAGUAGUGACCUGAAACGGUCCUAGGGUGGCGUUUUUUUUGUUGGCGUGUCUCUCACUUCUCCUCGGACCUCGUUUUUUUCCGGAAUCUCUUGCCCUAAGCGUUCGUGACGCGUCUCGAGUAUGGCGGACGCGGGAGACGAGGGAGAUGCCCUCAGGGCAAAUGCAGGAGAGUCACCCAGACCAUUUCCAGAAAGUGCCAAUGGCGGCAUGGAGAGCCUAACUGACGAAGAAGAUUUCUUGAACAAGACUCCGACCGGUGACGUCAAUCCGGAAGACCUACAAGAAGAGAGAGCGGAGAGAGAAGGCGAUGUGGAGACGCGAAGCCACGAACCCCCCAGUGGCCUUUUCGGAGACGAACGCGACGAGAUAGAACUGGGGGGUACGGAGCGCGAGGUGUCCAGGGAGGAGGCGCGCCGUCUGAAGAAGGAAAAGAAGAAGAGAAAGAAGGAGAAGAAGGAGAAGAAGGAGAAGAAGAAAAAGAGAAAGCGUGACCAGGAGGGCGACGAUGGAGAAGCCGAGCGAGAGAAGGCAAGAUUAGGUGGACAAAACUCAGGCUUCCUGGACGACGACGACGAGACGCUUGGAGGGUUCAUUGAAAGAGAUCCUGAGGCAGCUAUCCACGAAGCUGAAGACGAACGGAUUCACGUACAAGGAGGAAUUAACAGCGAUAACGACCGCUCCGACAUCGAAGACUACGGAGAACACGAAGGAACGCACCGUCCGCUCACGGAGUUUGACAAGACUCUUGAGAGAAUGCGGCAAAGGAAACGACGAAGACAACCGUUGUCUGACCAAGACUGUCAGGCGUACUGCAACUCUCUCCUUCAACAAAUGUCCGAUGCCUCCACUCACGAUGAAAAGGCGCUCGAGGAAGGAAAACCCGCGACGGCGAAGCUUGAGAUGCUGGACCGCGUUUGCACCGAGCUCGUGAAACCUAAGUGGAGAAGUUGGUUUCUAACGGAAGGCUGCUGCCAAUGCAUCGCCACCUGGCUCGCGCCCUUCAAAGACAACACGCUGUCGAACUUUACGCUGCGAAACCGUCUCCUCCACGUUCUCAUGAAACUCCCCAUCUCUAGCCAGGAACUGAUGAACAACGACCUCGGAAGGGUCUUGGUUCUUCUCUGGCACCACCCCGACGAAAGCGACGAAAACCGCGUUCUGAUCCGCCAGCUCAUCCAGCGCUGGACGCGGCCCAUGCUGGGGCUGGGCUCCAGCCACCGUGAAUUCCUUCAAGAGCGGGAUCGUGCUUUCGAGGCAAACGAUGCGGAUAUUCAGCAGAAACUAAUUGCGGCGGCGAAGGCAUUGCAAGCAGCGCGUCCUCCUGCCGACGAUCCGGAGGAGGCGCGACGACGACAUGCGCGAAUCCCAGUCAAUUCUGGCCACAACUUCAUCAUUCAACCCAAGUCGGAUGUGAACAGCAACGAGCAGCCGCGGAGUCGAGAGGCGGGAGGCUCACAAAACGCGCGAAGUCUUCACCGUUUCAUGGAUGCACGAUCAGUUCGGAAGCCGACCAGAGCGCAGAAGGUUUCAAUUGAAGGACGUGGCCUCUAGGUCCCUUCGCUUUGUUCGCAUCGUUUCUCUUAUUUGUCCUUUUUAUAUUCCAUGUUCUGUACACGUUUCGUGUGGUCAGGUCCUCGCUUCUCGUGGGUGGAAGUGUUCCGCGGAUCGGGUCUGUAUCCGCCGAUUCUCAUCGUUCUGUUCCUCAAGAUCUUCCUUUCCAUAUUUCUACGAGCAACCUGGGUCUGUGUUUAUUUCUCUUUCUCGCGUAUGUCGCGUUUCUUGCUCUUUUAAUAGCUUGCUUCUUCUCUGGCAGGUACCUGUCCGAGAAAUAUGAGGUCACUUUUAGGUUCGUGCAUCCUUUGUGCCGAGGAAAAAGUGCAUGGUGUGUGUCUGUAUUGGACGACUAAUUCACGGUUGUUGCCAAGGUUCCUUGACUUGCAGCGAACGCGCGUCAACCCUUGCCUUAGGAUCACACGCACACUUACACUCGUUCUAGGCCAGAGCGACUUCAGAGAGUUGCUUUUCUGCUUUCUCUCCGGAUACAGUUAUUCGGCUGGCACUGCGGUGCAGACUUACGAGGCUCGACGUUCGUAUCUACUUUUACAUUUGCACCUGAAUUCGUACCGCUCUUCAUUCUGCUGACACUGUAGUCUGCAUCGGCAUUCAUACCCAAUCGCCGUUCUUCAGAGAUUAGCCGGAUGGUCUUUUCACCGUUUCGGUUUUUCGAAGACACAUUGAUAAAGUGGUCUGCCUGCUCUGGAUGUCAAGAGCCCUCUAUGGUCCGUGGCGCUUCCUUGUUUGUGAAUGGCGUGCCGUGGGAGACAGAAUGAGACAGGCUCACCGAUGGAAAGCACCGGUCUUUUGAGUCUUUUGAUGAGAUGAUUUAUCGAAGGGACUGACAGGCACGAGGACCGUAGAUUGUCCGGCUGUUCCCUUACUAUCGUCUCGUAUUACCUUUUUCUCUGCCUCACGAUGAGCUCUACUGGGAUCUCAACGAAAAAAGUGGACCUCCCGUGAGUGAUGCACAGCAGUGAGGCGAAUGAACAUAGGCUCCGUGUUUUACGACACACUUGAGCCUAGCGGAUAUUGGGUUUGUGUUUAGUUGAUUGCUGUGCACGGCGUCACCACUUUCCUGAUCGCCGCAACAUGUUCUGAGAGACUUCGCUGCGUUGUCUGUCUAUGGGACGUGUUAGGUCUCAGUCAGUCCACUCGAUUUUGUAUUUUUAGCGAAACUACCGAUAUGAACUAGCCGGAGUUUCACUGGUUGAAGGAGUUGGC